Molecule: messenger RNA, 1116 nt
Organism: Nannospalax galili (Upper Galilee mountains blind mole rat)
Lineage: Eukaryota; Metazoa; Chordata; Mammalia; Rodentia; Spalacidae
Gene: Nhp2
Product: NHP2 ribonucleoprotein
Exons: 4
Coding region: 76-534 (152 amino acids)
Biological process (GO): snRNA pseudouridine synthesis; rRNA pseudouridine synthesis
Cellular component (GO): nucleolus; box H/ACA snoRNP complex
Molecular function (GO): box H/ACA snoRNA binding
Source: RefSeq, a predicted model, not a curated record
AGGCAGCGGACCCGGAAGUGGUUGCGGAGACGGUGGCCGCGUGGACUCACCCGGUCGCGUUUGGCUGCCUACGAGAUGACCAAAGUCAAGGCGGAUCCGAACGGGGCGGAGGCGGCGGAGGCGACCGGCGGGGAGCGCACGUAUCAGGAGCUGCUGGUGAACCUCAACCCCAUCGCGCAGCCGCUGGCCUCCCGCCGCCUCACGCGCAAGCUCUACAAGUGCAUCAAGAAAGCCGUGAAGCAGAAACAGAUUCGGCGCGGGGUGAAGGAGGUUCAGAAAUUUGUCAACAAGGGCGAGAAAGGGAUCAUGGUUUUGGCAGGAGACACGUUGCCGAUCGAGGUGUACUGCCAUCUUCCAGUUAUGUGCGAGGACCGGAACUUGCCCUAUGUGUAUAUCCCCUCGAAGACGGACUUGGGUGCGGCUGCAGGUUCCAAGCGUCCCACCUGUGUGAUCAUGGUGAAACCCCAUGAGGAGUACCAGGAGGCCUAUGACGAGUGCCUGGAGGAGGUGCAAGCCCUGCCACCACCUUUGUGAGAGGCUUCGGCUGCACUUUGGCACCUGUUCCUGGAGCUGCUGGCAGCUGCCCACCCUCACAGCGUCUCCCUGACUUUCUGAGGCAUGGAUUCUUCCCAGGCACUUCAGCAGCUAUUCUUGGAGGUGGAACCAGCAUCUUUUCCCUCAGUGCCAUUUCCUGUUGAGCUUAAAUGAAGACAGUUCCAAGACUGUGGGGUAGAAGUAAAUGCUAAGGGAAAAUGCGGUGUGUCUGUGAUGUUUUUAAGCUGCAGCUGCUGGUGCAACCAAGGAUCUGGCAGGCAGGAGCGGAAGCAGCCCUUCUCAGAACGCUGAGGGAGUGUAUCUUGCAAAUGGUAGCCCUGGCCAUGGCUCAGCUUCCAGCCAAGCACUGAUUCCACAGCCCACUGCAUCUUCACCUCCUACUUCCAGGACAGGCCCAGUCUUUGAGAUGAGGCAGCAGGACACCCCCCCCCCCCCAGCCAAAGAAACCUGUGGUCUGUUCGAGGGGCUCUCCCAUCCCUCUUUUCUUUUCCCUCCAGGAGCCUUACAUAUCUGACAAUUGUAAAUAGGGAUAUGGAGCCAAAUAAAAAAACCCAGACCUCU